This is a messenger RNA of Pseudomassariella vexata, 345 nucleotides long. RefSeq lists its product as uncharacterized. The transcript has a single exon. Lineage: Eukaryota; Fungi; Ascomycota; Sordariomycetes; Amphisphaeriales; Pseudomassariaceae. The annotation marks the transcript as partial. The record is from RefSeq and is a predicted model, not a curated record.
GCGGCCACCGCCCACCUGACGGUCGCCCUCCCAUCCAACGGGACCGUCAUCAAAGCCGACUACUGGGCCCAGUUCUGCGACGACACCGACUGCUCCCAGGGCUGCGGCGAGUCCGUGCAGGUGUCCAACCCGGGCUGCCUCAACGAAUCCGGCCGCCGGUCCAUCCUGUUCCAUGGUGGCGCCAACGGCGAUUACGCCCUGGUGGUCUCCCCCUCUGGGAACUGCCCUUGCCAGGAAAAUUGUGCGUCCGUCCCGACGGGCACUACCUGCUGGGAUAUUUCGCAGUAUGCUAGUUCGCAGUCGUUCCGCUUCAUUGGUGGAAGCUGCUCGGGGAAUAACUGCUAG